Molecule: messenger RNA, 3026 nt
Organism: Camelus dromedarius (Arabian camel)
Lineage: Eukaryota; Metazoa; Chordata; Mammalia; Artiodactyla; Camelidae
Gene: ARMC8
Product: armadillo repeat containing 8
Exons: 22
Coding region: 260-2281 (673 amino acids)
Biological process (GO): proteasome-mediated ubiquitin-dependent protein catabolic process
Cellular component (GO): GID complex
Molecular function (GO): protein binding
Source: RefSeq, a predicted model, not a curated record
GCCCGCUCCCACCUCUCACCCUGGCUGAGAGUAGCUGCCGUUUCUGAGAGGACGAUUCGUAAGGAGGGCCCUGGCGCGGUUUCCCUUUGCUCUCCCCUCUGCGGGCCUUGGCCGGACUUCAGCGGUGUCUAGAGCGUGACCCCUUCCCGUCUACCUGCCUGACUUUCUGCAGAGGUACCUGUGGUUGGCCUAGUAGUUGGCUGUCGAAAGUGCCGGCCCCCGCGCCGGCGCCGGCUGCAGCCGGGUGGGAAGGUUCAAGAUGGCGUGCCUGUUGGAGACCCCAAUCCGCAUGAGCGUCCUCUCGGAAGUAACAGCUAGCAGUCGCCACUAUGUUGACAGGCUAUUUGACCCUGAUCCCCAGAAAGUUCUACAAGGUGUCAUAGACAUGAAAAAUGCUGUAAUUGGAAACAACAAGCAGAAAGCCAACCUCAUUGUUUUAGGAGCUGUUCCAAGGUUAUUGUACUUGCUUCAGCAAGAAACCUCAAGCACAGAGUUGAAAACUGAAUGUGCAGUGGUAUUGGGAAGUCUUGCUAUGGGUACUGAAAACAAUGUCAAGUCUCUUCUAGAUUGCCAUAUUAUCCCUGCCUUACUGCAAGGACUACUGUCCCCGGACCUAAAGUUCAUUGAAGCUUGCCUCCGAUGCCUGCGCACCAUCUUUACCAGUCCCGUCACUCCAGAGGAACUACUGUAUACAGAUGCUACGGUGAUACCGCACCUCAUGGCGCUGCUUAGCAGGUCCCGCUACACCCAGGAGUACAUCUGUCAGAUCUUCUCCCACUGCUGUAAAGGUCCAGAUCAUCAAACAGUUUUAUUUAACCAUGGUGCAGUUCAGAAUAUUGCUCACCUACUAACCUCAGUAUCUUAUAAAGUUCGAAUGCAAGCACUGAAAUGCUUCUCAGUUUUAGCUUUUGAAAAUCCCCAGGUAUCGAUGACUCUGGUAAAUGUUUUGGUUGAUGGAGAAUUGUUACCACAAAUUUUUGUGAAGAUGUUACAGAGGGAUAAGCCUAUUGAGAUGCAGCUCACAUCAGCAAAAUGUUUAACUUACAUGUGUAGAGCUGGAGCAAUUCGGACAGAUGACAACUGUAUUGUACUAAAGACAUUGCCUUGUUUGGUUCGAAUGUGCAGUAAAGAGAGAUUACUAGAGGAGAGAGUUGAAGGAGCUGAGACACUCGCCUAUCUGAUUGAACCAGAUGUUGAGCUGCAGAGAAUCGCAAGCAUUACUGAUCACCUCAUUGCCAUGCUUGCUGAUUAUUUCAAGUAUCCCAGCUCAGUGAGUGCCAUCACUGAUAUUAAAAGGCUUGAUCAUGACUUAAAGCAUGCUCACGAACUUCGCCAGGCUGCAUUCAAGCUCUAUGCCUCUCUCGGAGCAAACGAUGAAGACAUCCGGAAGAAGAUCAUUGAGACUGAAAAUAUGAUGGACCGAAUUGUGACUGGCUUGUCUGAGUCUAGUGUCAAGGUGCGGUUAGCUGCCGUCAGAUGUUUGCACAGUUUAUCUAGAUCUGUGCAGCAGCUUCGAACCAGUUUCCAGGAUCACGCCGUGUGGAAACCUUUGAUGAAGGUUUUACAAAAUGCACCAGAUGAAAUCCUAGUAGUAGCGUCUUCCAUGCUAUGUAAUCUUCUUCUUGAAUUUUCUCCAAGCAAAGAGCCAAUUUUAGAAUCAGGAGCUGUAGAGCUACUUUGUGGAUUAACCCAAAGUGAAAACCCCGCUUUACGAGUGAAUGGAAUUUGGGCUUUAAUGAAUAUGGCAUUUCAGGCUGAACAAAAAAUAAAAGCAGAUAUUUUACGAAGCUUGAGUACUGAGCAGCUAUUCCGGUUAUUAUCAGAUUCAGAUUUGAAUGUGCUGAUGAAGACGUUGGGACUUCUUAGAAAUCUCCUCUCCACUCGCCCUCACAUAGAUAAAAUAAUGAGUACUCACGGAAAGCAAAUUAUGCAAGCCGUCACCCUUAUUUUGGAAGGGGAGCAUAACAUUGAGGUCAAAGAGCAGACACUGUGCAUCCUGGCCAACAUAGCAGAUGGGACAACGGCAAAAGAGCUUAUCAUGACCAACGAUGACAUCCUGCAGAAAAUCAAGUACUACAUGGGUCAUUCACAUGUCAAAUUGCAGCUUGCCGCUAUGUUUUGUAUAUCAAACCUCAUAUGGAAUGACGAGGAAGGUUCACAAGAACGCCAGGAUAAAUUACGAGACAUGGGCAUUGUGGAUAUUCUACACAAACUGAGUCAGUCACCAGAUUCAAACCUUUGUGACAAGGCAAAGAUGGCACUGCAGCAGUACCUGGCGUGAGGGGAGCGCCCUGGGCACCUGCAAGCAUCCCACAUCCUUGUUAAAGGAAGUACAGGAACUAGCCUCAUUUGAUUCCUUCUAUUUGCACAAGUCACCUUGGACUGCAGGGAGCUGUUUUGCAAAAGCAAUUUGGUAGGCUUAGAUCUCAAAUUCAUCUUGAGGACUUUUUUUUUUUUUUUUUUGAGGUAGUAAUUUCCUCAGAGGACUAUUGUGUUUUGUUUUGUUUCUUUCUGAGCUACCUGGACUCUAUUAGAACAAUCAAUUAUUUUCCAUUGGACCUACAAUUUUUUGCCUAUGCUGCAGCCACUUUGUGAGUGAGAAUGGAUGUGUGUCUGCGCACACAGGUGUGUGUGUAUGUGUGUGUGUGUGCGUGCGUGCACGAGGGACAGAGUGAAUGGGUGCGUGUGUCUGUGAGGGAUACCUCAAAGUUUUCUUUCCUUAUUUUGUGUGAAAAUCUCUUUUCUACAGAUUUUCCAGGGUUUAAGCAUUGCUUGCUGUAUAAAAAACUUUACUGAAUUAUAUACAGUUUGAAUGAAAUGUUAUUUUAAAAACAAAACAAUUGUUAAGUGUUCCAUAAAGGUUAUGUUGAAUUUUGGUCAGAUGAAUAUUUGUAAGUAAAAAAUAUAUGCAUUUCUGAACCUCAACUUACAUAGAUUUUCUUUAUAAAAAAAAACAAAACAAAACAAAACAAAAAACCCAAAAAACAAAAAAAAAAAAAAAAAAAAGAAAAGGUUGGCUAUAGUUG